This is a messenger RNA of Haliotis rufescens (red abalone), 5839 nucleotides long. Its product is annotated as abl interactor 1-like. Bases 21 to 1346 code for a protein of 441 amino acids. The record is from RefSeq and is a predicted model, not a curated record. Gene Ontology annotation, molecular function: SH3 domain binding. The transcript has 8 exons. Lineage: Eukaryota; Metazoa; Mollusca; Gastropoda; Lepetellida; Haliotidae.
AGUAGCCGGAAGUUUUUAAGAUGGCUGCCAGCGAGGUGUUCCAGCUGAUUGACACAGACAUCCCAAAUGGCCGUCAGAAUUUACAGGAAAACCAUGCAAACCUUCAACGUCUCGCCGAACACUGCGAGGAACGAUAUAAAGAGGCAGAUGACAAGCAGCAGGUCCUGGAGGAGACAAAGAACUACACCACCCACUCUCUUGCCAGCGUGGCCUACCAGAUCCACACCCUGGCAGCCAACUUCCUCAACCUGCUGGACAUGCAGGGAAACCAACUCUCGGGGAUGGAGUCCAGCAUCAACCAUCUCUCACAGAUUGUAAACAUACACAAAGAGAAGGUGGCCAGACGAGAGAUCGGUGUUCUCACGACCAACAGGACCUCACUGAGGGCAGUUGGAACCAAGAACGGCAUCAUAUUCCCCGAGCAGGCUGAACGUCCAGUCAAAUAUCAGCGCAAACCCGUAGAUUACUCGACACUGGACUCUACUGGACAUGGAAUCAAGGCACCAUCUGCUGCCCCCAAGAACAGCCGACCCCCUUCUAUAGCCAGCCAGGGCUCCUCUCAUGCUCCCACCACCAGACCCCCGACACCACCCAUCUCGCGGUCCGGCUCCGUGUCAGGAGGAUCCAUCUCUGGGGUCUCCACAUCGGGUACAAUCUAUGGAACCCUGGGAAGAAGCCAUUACCGAUCAGUGGCUCCCCCCGUCGCACCGCCAUCUGUCCCAGUCGGUCAACAGUACGCCCCGGGUCAAUCCCAGCAUGGUGCCAGGGACAGAUAUGAAAUGCUGUAUGCCCCCAGUGUAAUGGGUACAGUCCACUCACCCCCUCCUGUUGGAAUGGCACGCCCCGUGUCAGACAGGGUGUCCUACCAUCGGGAAUCAACAGGUGCUCCGUUUUCAUACAUGGGUUACCAGAAUGCAAGUAGGCGUGAUGUGCCGCUGCCUCCUCCCCCUCCAGCCAUGGACAAUGAAGGUCAGGAUGCCCUUGCUUCAACAGUGUCGCCACCCCCACCCCCACCUCCCCAGGCUGCGUAUCCCCAUGGCAGUGACCCUCCUCCGCCACCCCCUGAGUUCAGUGACACAGACAGUCAGCCCCCGCCUCCACCCCCUGAUGACCCCUACAUGGAGACAGGGCCCCAGCUCACCACGCAGCCGGACUGGAUCCCCAAACAGUACCAGGAAAAGGUUAUAGCCAUCUAUGACUACAAGGCAGAGAAGGAGGAUGAGCUGACAUUUUCGGAGAACUCGCUGAUUUUUGUGCUGAAGAAGAAUGAGGACGACUGGUGGGAGGGAGUGAUGGACGGACAGCGUGGCCUGUUCCCAUCCAACUACGUGGAACCCUGCAUGUAGACUACACAAGUGUGUCACAACAAAUAUGCACACUUCAACACAGAUGUAUAUCCCAAUAGCUAGGCUCUCACCACCCAGGUCAUUUGGCACACCCUGCACAUUUGAAUCAAGUCAUUUUGAGUCACUUUGUUAGGUGUAGAUUAUUUGAGUGACUAGACCAGCUACCAGUUAUUGAUAAUGGUGCCUUUAUGCACUGGCCAUACCUGGGCUUGACAAGUCACUAGUUACAACAUCAUGGGCCAAGAUAGAAGUGCUAGACUGUAGAGCAAAUUGAUGUCUCAUCAUACACGUCAUUGUUACAGUAACCUGUCAGGUUUCAUCAUUUUUGGUUAGUGUCAUAAUAGUGUCAUAAGUACAGUUCAGUUCAACAGACUUCUUUAUAUCCAAAGUUAGAUGGGGCCUUACUAGAGCAUGUAAUAUAUUGCAUUAAGUCACAUGCAGACUGUGUCAUGACAUUUAUUAUUUCUUAUCAUUCCAUAGCUUCAGCAUGUGUAUGCACAGAAUGAAGUGUUCAGUUUGCAUCUUAGAAAAGACUAGCAAUUAGCAAACUGUUUUGUUUAUACAAUUUAUAUUAUUUUAUUUGUGAUGUUAAUGGAAAACAUAAUCUAUGCCAUAUACAGAUUGUAUCCCUUGAAGCACUUGUGUACAUUGUGGCAAGUAGAAACUAUCAACUGUUGUUGUUGGUUUGCUAGGUUGAUAUGUAAUAUAUUUAUGAUGGUGUGUCAUUGUCAGAAUUUAUUUUGUAUCAGGUCUCGUCAGGUCUUGUUUCAUGUAUAUGUUUGGUCAAAAUUGAAGAGCCAAUAUGUUUUCAAAUGAGCACAAAUUCCAUUGACCUUUCUCUAAUGAGAUUUAUGCAUAUUUUCGUAACAAGGAGUUUGUGAAUCCACAUUGAUAAAUGACCACAGUUUCUCCGUGCCUUGUCACUUUCUUGCCUUACUCCAGCGAUAGACAUUGGCACUAGUCCUAUAGUUCUUGCCAAACUGCCCGUUAGUUUAAGGUAUCUCAAGGUCAUGUAGAAAUUUGUACUUUUUAAGGUUUUUGCUACCGGUAUAUGUUAUCAUUAUAAGGACUAGUGGGCUAAAAUUGUUAGUUUCUAUCACUGUUACUCCAUUUUGCCAUAAGGUUUUAAUAGUUUUAUAUAUAAAAUUAUUUUAAGCUUGGUGCCAACAGCAUGUUCAAGCAAUGUUAAACAUAUUAAUACCAUACAUGUAGAUAUUGGACCAUUCCAAUGAUAUGAUUCAUUCCAGAAGGCCUUCAAAAACUGUGAUUAUUGUUUAUUUUCAUGAUAAAUCACUCUCAAGGAAACUGUGUUUGUUAUGUUUGUGUUAUGGGUGCUAGGGUUUCAGUAGAACCUGACAUAUUGUUAUUUGUAUGUAGAUGUAUGUUUAUAAGUGUUCUGACCUACAGGUGCACUAAUAUUGCUUUGCAGAGUUGUGUCCCUUUGCUGUGCCAAUUGCUGAUAAUACUGGGUUUGUCAGCCCUGGUAAUAUAAGCAUGAUUAUUAUGUUAACUGACCAGCUACCUAGUUUUGAAUCAUGUAUCUGACGAGCAGCAUUGCUCAUUGGUGUUGAGUACAUGGUAUCCAGUGAUAUAUCUCUUGACCUGCUCAGGGCCUGAUAUUCAGCCCCAAGUCUGCAGCAAUGUCAGAGAAAGAAUUCCCAAAGUAGAAUUAAAAACUUACCCAAUUAGUUACCCAACAGUUAGCAGGACCAAUAAAGAGGAACAGGAUUAAAUGCUUAGUUUUACAUUGUUGCUUUGAAUGCAACAUUAAUAUAGCACUGAAUUUAAGAAAAUAACAACUUGAACAAAAAUCCAAAUUUGAACAAAAAGAUAUUUUCCCAUUUUGCCUGCCCUGGGUACUUCUUUUGAAACCUUGGAUAAAUCUGUGUCAUGUUAUCUGGUCUUUUUAUCCUAAGCCAGCCAAAAUAUGCUGAUAAGUGGUUGGAAUCCCAUAUUGUCCUGGUUAGCGGUUACCUUGGUCCCUCAGCACCAUGUUUGCUGUACUGGUGAACAUUUACAACCUGUGUAACUUAGGCUUGCAGUCCAGGGGACUAAAUACUGUUCUAGGUGGAGUUGGGGGGGUCAGGUAGCCUAGUGGUUAAAGCGUUUGCUCGUCAUGCCGAAGACCCGGGUUCGAUUCCCGACAUGGGUAUGAAGGCCCAUUUCUGGUGUCCCCCGCCAUGAUAUUGCUGGAAUAUUGCUAAAAGCAGCGUAAAACCAUACUCACUCACUCUAGUUGGAGUUAACCCGACUCACUCCUUUCAUAUUGAGGUGCAUUGAUGUUAGACUGGCGAUUGUCUCAUAGUCACUAUUGCUCAUUGUUUUCCAGAGAAUAGAUAUUUCCAUAUGUACACCCGACACUGCACUGGUUGACAUGGCAUUAUUUUCACCUGUGGUUCUUUUUUUUAGAUUGAUUAUUUACAUUGAUCAAACAGAUUAUUCUUCUUCUUUUUUUUGUCUGUUUCUGUAUUUAGAUCUGAUUUUGAGUUUUUUCAUAUUUAUUUGUCAAAUCUUGUCAUAUUUUGUGUUAUUGUUAGGAAAAUCAUUUUGAAUAAUAUCAAUGUUUUGUUUUUAUAAAAUAUACCAGUUCUAAGGAUUCUGUUAAAGGGGCAUUAGUUAAUAAAUCUGACAGUAAGGAGUAUGGUAAAACUUAACUAUGUCAUUCAUUUCUUUCCAUUCAUUCUGUUGUGUUAAUUAAGCAAUUUGUUUUAUUAAGAAUUCGUUCAAACAAUAUCCAUCUGCCAUAGUUUCUAUUGUUAGGUGAGAAUUUUGCAAUAUUUCUGAAGGACUAGGUUCAUUACCAUAUUUGGCAAAUGACAAUCAUGCACAACUACUUCCUGUUCCUGCAGUUGCUUGUCAGUCAUGUCAUGUACAUGCUGUUGCCAUGGCUACAAUUCAUUUCCUAUCACACUGUGUUCACCAAGUGAAGUUCACUAGCUUGCCUUGUUGUAACUCUCAUGCUGUAUAAGAUAGACAAUGCACUCGGGCCUUGAAAAGGGUUCCGCACAUUUUGAAAUCCUAACUUCAACUGACCUUUACGGCAAGCAUGGGUUGCUGAAGACCCCAGAUCUUCACGGGUUGGUUAAAUCAAAGUUAAAUAGAUAGUCAUAAUAAGCACCAACAUUGAAAGAGAUUCACAUACCCUUAGUGUUUAGCAUGUCAUGUAUGGUAAUAACAGAGUGUAGUUGUUUGACACAGUUGCAUUCAUAAGAUAUAAGAAGUUAGUUUUAGGUGGACUCACAGACAGAGAAAGGGCCACUGGAGCAUUUGUACAAGGGGAUCGCCUCUAUUCCGUUCAUUAGAGGCAAUAAAGUGGAUCGGGUCGUCAAGCUCAGUGACUUGGUUGAUUGCAUUGAUUGAUUGAUGCUCAUGAUGUCAGUCAAUGGAUUUUCUGGUCCAGACUUGAUAAUUUUCAAGCCGCUGUCAUAUAGCUGGAAUAUGUCUGAGUGCAGUGUUAAAGUCAUUAUUAAGUCUUCAGGAUUAUUUAGUGUAGCUUCAAUGAUUCACUAGAAUAAAUGUGCACUCACGCUCCUUGUUGGAAAUGGUCCAAGUUAAGAUUUUGUCAUUUAUUUCUGGUGUGUUUUAGGGGUUGGGUGAAAAUUUAGUGACAGAUGUGUAAAAGACAUGUUUUUCUUAACUGCAAAUAUUAAUGUGCCUUGAUAUGUGCAUUAGUUAUGUGUACAAAGUCAUAGUAUUUCCCUAUUAAUGAAAUAUUACCAUGCGUGCCUCAACACUGUUGUCCUUGAACAUUGUUGACCUGUGGUGCUGUGUGCUUUGACGGAAAACAUUUUAUAAGGGGCAUAAAAUCUCAACUCCUUGGGAUGAAUUUAUUUUCUGUAAAUUUUCAAAAUCCAUGGUCCAUUGAUGAAUAUAUUUUUGAAUGAGUUUUAAGAUCUUUGUACUGUUUAUCAUGUUUAUGGACUUGUGUGUUGAGGGACAUUUCCUUAAUUGUUGAUGCACUGUUGUUAUUUCAGCUCAGAUGUCACACAGUUGUUGAUUUCUUCACUUUACACAGAAUUUGCUUUUGAAGAUAGAGAAAUUAGGGAAAUUUAAACUCUUUUUUUCACUUACAUGAGUUUUGUAGCUAAAACAUUUGGGAGGGUUGUUUUUUUAUUGACAUGAUGUUUUCGUGUUCAUUAAUUAUUACUUUAAAAAAUAUUACUGAUGUAAGAAUUGAUAGAAUUCAUGCCUAAUUGUCUUCCUAUAUAAUAUUGCCAUGGUGGUCACGGUUUACAUACAGGUUGAAGUUUUGUCAAAGGUUUGGGUUUUUUUCAGUUUUGAAUAGGCAUUCUCAAUUCUCUUAUCCUAGAAAUAACACUUGUGUUGCCAUGGUGAUUUUGAGUAGUGACUACAGAGUAGCCAUUAGUGAUAAUACCGCUGAUACUUUCCACCUGAUAAUGAACAAGAUUUUUGUUUUACAUUUAUUAUGCAGUAUUACUUGUACAAAUGCUCUUCCAUUAUCACACUUAAGAAUAAAAUCAAGUUGAGUGAUA